Messenger RNA from Cuscuta campestris, 2459 nucleotides. The record is from the annotation of a GenBank genome assembly. Lineage: Eukaryota; Viridiplantae; Streptophyta; Magnoliopsida; Solanales; Convolvulaceae.
GAAAAUUUUCAGCUAGACUUCCCAAUAUUGAUCAGGGAUUGAGGGGGGGAGAGGGAAGACGGUAUAUAUCUAGCAAAUUUAAAACCGUUUAAUCUCGUACUCAGAAGAACAAUUCUGUAGCUUUGGCUUAACUGAAAAACCCUAGGUCAAUGGAGGAAGCAGCUAACGGAAGUGAGCCUUCGGCAUUGACGGAGAAGACGACGGAGGUGGAGAUAGACGAUGGUCCGGUCAUAGGUCCAGGGCCAGCUCCUCGUGCUCGGCCUAAGCGGCCUCUUCAAUUCGAGCAGGCAUAUCUUGAUUCUCUCCCUUCUGCAAACAUGUAUGAGAAAAGCUACAUGCACCGAGAUGUGGUCACACAUGUUGCUGUGUCCUCAGCAGAUUUUUUUGUCAGUGGGAGUGCUGAUGGCCACUUAAAGUUCUGGAAGAAAAAGCCUGCUGGUGUUGAGUUUGCAAAACACUUUAGGUCUCAUCUUGGUCCAAUUGAAGGCCUUGCUGUAAGCAUUGAUGGACUGCUUUGUUGUACAAUAUCCAAUGACCGAGCUGUAAAGAUAUACGAUGUAGUCAACUAUGACAUGAUGGCCAUGAUACACCUUUCAUUUGUACCUAGUUCUGUUGAAUGGGUUUACAAACAAGGGGAUGCUAAAGCAAAGUUAGCCGUUAGUGAUUGUAAUUCCUCUUUUGUGCACAUAUAUGAUGCACGAGCUGGUUCCAAUGAACCUAUCCAAUCUAAAGAGAUACACUUGGCCCCAGUUAAAGUAAUGAAGUACAAUCACAUCUUUGAUACUGUGAUAUCAGCUGAUGACAAGGGAAUCAUUGAAUACUGGAGCCCUACUACACUUCAAUUUCCUGAAGACGUCGUGAGCUUCAAAUUAAGAAGUGAUACCAAUCUUUUCGAAUUUGUGAAGUGCAAGACUACCAUAUCUUCCAUUGAGGUUAGCUCAGAUGGUAAGCAAUUUUCUAUUACUUCUCCUGAUCGUAGAAUCCGUGUGUUUUGGUUCAAAACUGGUAAAUUAAGGCGUGUUUAUGAUGAAUCUCUUGAGGUGGCUCAAGAUCUACAAAGAAGUGAUGUACCUUUGUACCGACUGGAUGCUAUUGAUUUUGGAAGAAGAAUGGCCAUAGAAAGAGAAAUUGAGAAAACUGAAAAUGUGCCACAACCCAAUGCUAUUUUUGAUGAAAGUUCAAAUUUUAUUAUUUAUGCAACACUCCUAGGGAUCAAAAUUGUGAACCUGCAUACCAACAAGGUUGCUCGAAUUCUUGGCAAGGUGGAGAGCAAUGAUAGAUUUUUAAGAAUUGCCUUGUAUCAAGGUGAUAGAAGUAACAAAAAAUUCCGAAAGCUUCCUACAGCAGCAAAUGCUAAUGAAAGCAAGGAGCCUCUGAUGGAUCCUACUCUCAUCUGCUGCGCUUUCAAGAAACAUAGGAUUUAUUUGUUCAGUCGGAGAGAACCUGAAGAACCCGAUGAUGUAAAUAAAGGAAGAGACGUGUUCAAUGAAAAACCUCCUCCUGAGGAACUUUUGGCUGUAUCAGAAACUGGAAAGACAGUCACAACUUCUCUUCCAGAUAAUGUGAUCUUGCACACUACGAUGGGUGACAUUCAUAUGAACCUAUACCCCGAAGAGUGUCCGAAGACGGUGCAGAACUUUACAACACACUGCAGGAAUGGGUAUUAUGACAAUCUGAUAUUUCAUCGGGUUAUCAGAAACUUUAUGAUACAGACAGGAGAUCCACUAGGAGAUGGCACUGGUGGGCAGUCAAUUUGGGGUAGGGAGUUUGAAGAUGAGCUUCAUAAAAGUUUGAGACAUGACAGGCCAUUCACAGUAUCAAUGGCUAAUGCUGGACCAAACACCAAUGGCUCUCAAUUUUUCAUCACCACCAUUGCCACCCCAUGGCUGGACAAUAAGCACACUGUUUUUGGCAGAGUUGUGAAAGGAAUGGAUGUUGUUCAGGCAAUAGAGAAAGUGAAGGUGGACAAAAAUGACAAGCCAUAUCAAGACGUUAAGAUAUUAAAUGUGACCGUCCCCAAGUCCUAAAAGUAGUUUUGAACGACAUGUGUUUUUUGGGGGUGUGACAUUUUGUUUAUCUCCUCCCCAUAUCCUAGACCUAGUUGUCCUUGCAGAAGUGGGCACGGUGCACUUGCACGGGUACCGAGUAAUACGCUACAACCUGUACUAUGUAACAAAGACUCGCCUGUGCAUGAUUUGUGACGAAGCUGGGAGCUCGGAAGCAGGCUAACAUGAUCCAAAUUAAGUGUGUACUAUUAUUUUUAUUUUUUGUCUUAUGUUUUUGAACGAAUUUCAAUUACACUUUCAUUUUCAUAAAUUUUGUGUACAAAGUGAAACUGGUAAACUACAUAUGCACCAAUGGAGCAAGUGUUUUUUUUCUUUUUUCCUGUAAAGUGUAAACUGGUAGCGUUAAGGCUUGAAAAGAUAAAAAUGUUCUUUUAAUGAAAAUUUAAUCCCUUA